Molecule: messenger RNA, 3609 nt
Organism: Chrysoperla carnea
Lineage: Eukaryota; Metazoa; Arthropoda; Insecta; Neuroptera; Chrysopidae
Exons: 1
Coding region: 91-3573 (1160 amino acids)
Biological process (GO): glutathione catabolic process
Cellular component (GO): plasma membrane
Molecular function (GO): glutathione gamma-glutamate hydrolase
Source: RefSeq, a predicted model, not a curated record
ACGUAUAUAAGUAUAUAAAUAAUUUUAAAAUACUUAUAAACAUAUUAAUAAGUUUGUGAAUUUUAAUAAGUGUAGACUCAUGGACUAAGAAUGAUAAAAUUUGUUUUAAGUAUUUUUAUAAUAACGUCAUAUUUAAAUUUUUAUUCGGCACAACACAACAAUGGAUAUUUUACUCAGCUUGGACAAUUAGGUACCGCAAUAGAAUACAGUGUUGCACCUAUAAUUGAUAUCGUUACUAAACCUCUUUGUAGUGGGUCUAGAUCGAAUUUACAAAAUACUGCAAAAAUUAAUGGAUAUCAUAAAAAUGUUAUUUCAAGUGGAAAUCAAAAUUAUAAUACAAAUCGGUACAAUCAAGGUAAUCCAAUACAAAAUAAGCAGAUUCAAAAUAUCCGAGGUCAAAAUGUCGGUAAAAAAGUUCCAAAUGGACAAGCAGGGUCUAGACAAAAUCCAAUUUAUGGUGUAGGCCAAAAUCGCAAUUCUAAAACAUACCAAAACCAAAAUGGAAUUAGCGGUAGACAAACUCAAAAUGGACAAACGUGGCAUAGGCAGAACCAAAAUUCUAGUACAGGACAAAUCCAAAAUUAUAGAACUGGUCAAAAUCAAAAUAAUGAAGUUAACGGCACACAAAUUCCAAUCGAACAAAUAUGGUCCAAUCAAAAUCAAAGUACUGAAUUUAUUGCUAAACAAAUUCCAAAUAGGCAAACAAAGCAGAGUCAAAAUUCAAAUAUAAACCACAGUAAAGUAACUGUUGAACAAAUAACAAAUCAACAAACACAACGUCAAAAUCAAAAUACUGCAAUUAACAGGAGACAAUUUUCAAACGGACAAACAUUGCAUGUCGAGCCAAGUCAAAAUUCUGGUUUGGGCCAAAAUUCAAAUUAUAAAACAGCUCAUAAUCAAAAUAAUGGAGUUAACACUAGACAAAUUUCAAAUAUACAAAUCACUGGACAAACAUGGUAUAAGCAGAAUCAAAAUUAUGCUACAGGACAAAAUCAAAAUUCUAGAACAGACCCAAAUAGAAAUACAGCUGAACAAGUUCUAACUGGACAACCAUUUCAUAAGCAAAAUCAAAAUUCUGGCAUAAACCAAAGUCAAAAUUCUAGACCAGUCCAAAAACAAAAUACAGGAAAUAAUGCUGGACAAGUUCUAACUGAACACAUAUUUUAUAAGGAAAAUCAAAAUUCUGACAUAAACCAAAGUCAAAAUUCUAGACCAGUUCAAAAACAAAAUACAGGAAAUAAUGCUGGACAAGUUCUAACUGGACAUAAAUUUCAUAAACAGAAUCAAAAUUAUGCUUCAGGACAAAAUCAAAAUUUUAGAACAUAUCAAAAUCGAAAUACAGGAAAUACUGCUGAAAAAGUUCUAACUGGACAACCAUUUCAUAAGCAAAAUCAAAAUUCAGGAAUAAACCAAAGUCAAAUUUUCAGAUCAAGCCAAAAUCAAAAUGCAGGAAAUUCUGCUGGACAAGCAUGGCAGGAUCAGAAUCAAAAUUCUAAAACAGAUUUAAAUCAAAAUACAAAAAUUGUGUCAAGUACGGAGGACAAUAUUGAGCCUUAUGUAGUUUUAGGCAGCCAAAGCACAUCAGCCCAACUUUCAUACAAUUUUUCGAAAUAUCCAAAUCCUUACUAUAUGCAGCAGAAUCAAAAUACUAAAUCGGACCACAGUCAAAACAAUGAAAUAGCGACUGGACAAACAAAUCAAAAUUGUGAUCACAAUUCUGGUAUUGGCCAAAAUCAAAGUAAAGGUUUUACAACUGGACAAGUGCCAAAUGGACAAACAUGGCAACAUCAAAAUCGAAAUUCUGAAACAGAAAAUAAAAAUAUAAGAAUUGAAUCAAAUGGAAAUGAUAAUAUUGAACCUACUGCUAUUCUUGGGAAGCAAAGUACAUCAGUCCACCUUCCGUAUGAUCAUAAAAAAUACCCAAAUUAUUUCUCUCAACAGAAUCAGCUAAAUGAACAACUUGAUAAUGAGAACAAACAAGGUGAUAAUAUUGUUGUGACCAACAAUCCAUAUUGUACCCAAAUUGCUAGAGAAUUAAUUGAAAAGGGUGGUAACGUACGUGAAGUGUUCAUUGCCGCUUCGCUUUGUGAAGGCUUGGUUCAUCCAAUGGAUUCAGGAAUUGGCGGUGGUUUUCAAGCUGUUUAUUAUAAUUUUGAAAAUAAUCACCCAAACUCUAUUUUCAUUGAUUCCCGUGAAAAGUCACCAGGUUCGAGUAAAUUUACCAAAUCAUCAACCAAAAUUGGUGGGAAUAGUAUAGCAAUACCAAGUGUUUUAGCCGGUUAUGAAGCAGUUUAUAAUAUUGACAAACAUAAUAAUCUUUUACAAUGGCCAGAAAUUAUUCAACCAGUUUUAAAUUUAUGUCAAAAUGGUUAUUAUAUGUCGAAACCUACGAAAGCGAUGAUAGAACUUAUUGUAAGAAGUAAUAACCGUACACAAGUUCAGAUAAAUAAAUUAACAAUUCCUAAGUAUUGUGAUACGUUAACUCAAAUAAAGUCAGAUGGGCCAUCAUCAUCGAUGUAUCGUGCAAACGGACAUUUACAUAAAUUACUCCUUCAAGAUUUACGUAGUGUAAAAUCAACUAUCACCUCAAGAGAUAUAGAAAAUUAUAAAGUAGGAAUUAUUCAACCAGCCGUUACACGGUUCGAAAAAUAUACAGUAUACUCAACAAAGGCCCCAGGUAGUGGACAAGCUAUAUUGUUUGCAUUGAAAAUAAUCGAGCGUUUGCGUAAAGUGAUUCCAUCAAAAGCUACUGUCGAUGAGAAAAUCGUUUAUUUAUUAAAAAUUUUAAAAUACACUUACACGUUAAAACCGCAUUUACGAGAAAUAUCCGAGAAUGAAAUUAAUAAAAUCAUUAAUGGAGCUUCUCAAUCUUUAGCAGAAGGUAUAGUGCAGGCUGGUUUUAAAUUACAGAAUACAAUACCUACAAAAUUUGGUGAUGUAACAUUACCAAAAUUACAAACAUCUCCAUCUAGGGGUACAACAAAUAUUGUCAUAAAAAUUGGUAAAAGUGCAAUAACUGCAUCAAGUUCUAUAGGUAGUCUAUUUGGUUCUGGAAUAUUUUCGGAAACUAUGGGAUUUUGUUAUAAUAGUCAUUUAAGAGAUUUUAGUAAUCCAAAUUGGCGACGUAAUGGUAAACCAUUAAAAAAUAUUGCUGGUCCAAAUAAAGUGACAAGCUCAACAAUUUCACCAGUGAUUAUGGUAGAUGAUUCAACGGGAGAACCUGUGUUUCAAAUUGGUUCUGCAGGAGGUUCACAUAUUUUAAGUGCAAUAGUUAAUACAUGUUUUAAUUAUUUUAUUUUAAAUCGUUCGUUAAAAGACUCGGUGGCUGCAUGCCGAAUUAUGCCAAAACUGAAUUAUUCACGUAAUGAAGUCAUUUAUUCAUACGAAUGUAUUGAUAAUGAACGCAGUUUUUUCAACAAUAAUACUGCAAAACGUCUACGUAGUAUUGGCGUUGUUUUUAAAUAUGGUAAAACAGCAGGAUAUGCAGCGGUUACAUCAUUAUCAAAAUUACGUGAUGGUUAUCCAGAAGCUGUGUUUGAUAACCGGCGUGGUGGUUCAAGUUUUAUUGAAUAAUGCUAUGAUGAUGAAAUACCGUAUCAUUUAAAAGAU